AUGGCCGCCGCCCAGCAAAACGCCUCGGCCGAUCACCUGGCAGUCAUCUGCCAUGGGCUAUGGGGCAACCCGUCUCAUUUGAACCACCUCCGCGACACUUUACGGGCCGCAUACUCGGACCAGAGCCUGCACAUCCUAGUACCAACGAGCAACAGCGAUAAUCAGACCUACGAUGGCGUGGAAGUGGGCGGAGAACGCAUCGCCAACGAGAUCGAGCAGAGGCUCUCGGAGCUUGAGCAGCAAGGGCACAAGAUCAAGAAGAUCAGCAUCACUGGAUACUCGCUAGGCGGUCUGGUAGCUCGCUAUGCCAUAGGGUUGAUGUACAGCUCCGGCUUGUUCGAUCGAAUACAGCCCAUCAACUUCACAACCUUCGCGACGCCACACAUCGGAGUUCGCACACCGCGAUUGGGGGCAAGAUCUUACUUCUUCAACUUCAUGGGCGCAAGAACGCUGAGCACAUCUGGGCAGCAGCUGUUCUUGAUCGAUAGUUUCCGAGAUACUGGAAGACCGCUCUUGUCGCUGAUGGCAGACCCAAACAGUGUGUUUACAGCGGGUCUGCGGCGCUUCAAGCACAAAUGGCUUUACGCCAACACGAUGAACGAUCGAAGCGUGCCCUACUAUACUGCAAUGUUCAGCCGAACAGACGCGUACGUGGAUCUCGACAAAGUCGAGGUCCAUUACGCCAAGGGUCAGCCAAAGCCUGGGAACGUGAUACUGGACCCGGAGAAUCCAGUUACUCCAAAGCAGCCGUCGGGAGAGCAGCUUUCGCUGGUCCAAAGGCUUAUGCCUCAUCAGCGAACAAUCAACAACAUACCAUUCUACAUGGUCAUAUUCUCCCUGUUGCCCCUGGCAUUGCCAGUCUUCCUGGCGAAUGCCGGCUACCAGACAUAUCAAUCAGCACAACGCAUUAGACAUCAUGAAUCCGGAAAGGCGUUCAGCCUCGAUCGUUACCGCGUCAAGCUACUUGAAGAAGCACAGGCUGUCCAGGAUAGGGUGUACGAGAGAGUCGUCGAACAGCAAGCAGAGGACUACCUGCCGACGCCACCUCCAGAAUCCCAAUCAGUAGACUCUGCCUCAAGUCACACCAAAGAAGAUCUGGAGUUGAGUAGACGAGAGACGACUCGCGAGAAAGGUCCCUCUCCGCUGUUAGUACUCACGGAAGGCCAGUUUGAUAUGAUUGAGAACCUGGACAACCUUGGGUUCACCAAGUACCCAGUUCAUAUCCAAAAAGUCCGUCACACGCAUGCGGCGAUAGUGGUUCGCAUCCAGAAAGAGAGCUUCGCGGAAGGGAGGGUUGUUGUACAGCACUGGAUCGACAAAUUCGAGAUAUGA
Messenger RNA from Fulvia fulva, 1332 nucleotides. Its product is annotated as Lipid droplet phospholipase 1. The coding region runs from base 1 to 1332 and encodes 443 amino acids. The record is from RefSeq and is a predicted model, not a curated record. Gene Ontology annotation, molecular function: monoacylglycerol lipase activity. NCBI's taxonomy places the organism in Eukaryota, Fungi, Ascomycota, Dothideomycetes, Mycosphaerellales, Mycosphaerellaceae. The transcript is spliced from 2 exons.